GUACUUUUUCUUUUUUUUUUCAGAAAUUUAAUAAUUGAGUUUUCUCCACAAUUUUGGUUUUCCCACUGUUGCGCUUAAGCGACCGCACUUUCAUAUCACACCGAGUUGUAUAAGCGUUGAAAAAUUGAUCGACAUUGACAAAUCCAAGAUCAUAUUUUGUCACUAUUUUAACAGUCAUACCUGAAUAUAUUUAAAAUAAUUUUAUUUCUGUAGAGCUUUUGUUUUCCCUUUGAUUUAUUGCAACAUAUUCGUGUAAAGUAGAAGGAUAUCAAAUCUUGAUUGCAUUGUUUAUAUUAAGAAAAUUUUAUUUUUGUAAUAAUGGCGGCCUAUUUGAAUCGCACUAUUUCGAUGGUGACUGGAAAUGGCGCCAAUGCUAACGCGGGCGCAACGUCUUCUAAUUUUAACCCGAAUGCCUCGAUGGUGGAAAAUCGUACUAUGCAAAACGCUCUUGCUGAUAAAUCACCUUUACAGGUAUUUGUAAGGGCUAAGAAAAAGAUCAAUGACAUUUAUGGUGAAAUUGAGGAGUAUGUUAUUGAAACCACACAGUUUAUUAAUGCACUACAUGCAGAAGCCGAAAUUGUGGACAAAGCCGAACGAGAGCUAUUUGAAAGUUAUGUACAUAAAGUGGCGGCUAUACGUGAGGUUCUCACUAGGGAUCACAUGAAGGUGGCUUUCUUUGGGCGCACAUCCAAUGGCAAGAGUUCUGUAAUUAAUGCUAUGCUGCGUGAGAAAAUUCUCCCUAGUGGUAUUGGACACACAACCAACUGUUUUUGCCAAGUAGAAGGCAGUGAUGGUCAAGAAGCAUAUUUGAUGAAAGAAGGUUCAGAUGAAAAACUCAACGUGGUGAGCAUCAAGCAACUGGCAAACGCGCUAUGCCAGGAGAAGCUUAGUGAAAGUUCAUUAGUUCGCAUAUUUUGGCCAAGAGAGCGUUGCAGUUUAUUGCGUGAUGAUGUUGUCUUUGUUGACUCUCCUGGCGUUGAUGUGUCUGCUAACUUGGAUGACUGGAUUGAUAAUCAUUGCAUCAAUGCCGAUGUAUUUGUUCUCGUGUUGAACGCAGAAUCAACUAUGACUCGUGCAGAGAAACAAUUCUUUCAUACUGUCUCACAAAAACUUUCUAAACCAAAUAUUUUUAUACUAAACAAUCGGUGGGAUGCAUCUGCCAAUGAACCUGAAUUUCAAGACUCGGAUUUGGAAAAGGUAAAAUCACAGCACACAGAGCGUUGUAUUGACUUUUUGACAAGGGAGUUGAAAGUAAGCAAUGAAAAAGAAGCAGCUGAACGUGUGUUUUUUGUAUCGGCACGUGAAACACUUCAGGCUCGUCUCGAAGAAGCAAAAGGGAAUCCCCCACAUUUGGGUGCAAUAGCGGAGGGUUUCCAGGUGCGUUAUUUCGAGUUUCAGGACUUUGAGCGGAAAUUCGAGGAAUGCAUAUCUCAGAGUGCCGUUAAAACUAAGUUUGAGCAGCACAGCUCACGCGGCAAAAGCCUCUCCGCUGAUAUGUGUUCAAUGUUAGAUAACAUAUUUGAACGUACUACUAUAUUCCGGAAUCUUAAAAUUGACCAAAAAAACUUACUUACCGAGCGUAUUCAAGGAACAGAGACCCAAAUGAUGCAAGUGACCAGAGAUAUGAAACUUAAAAUUCACAAUAUGGUGGAGGAAGUGGAACAGAAAGUAUCCAAAGCACUAAAUGAAGAAAUCUGGCGCUUAGGUGUACUGAUAGAUGAGUUUAAUAUGCCUUUCCAUCCGGAGCCAUUGGUAUUGAAUAUCUAUAAGAAGGAGCUCAACUCGCAUGUGGAAUCAGGUUUAGGCUCCAAUUUGCGAGCCAGACUUUCAAUGGCCUUAGCUAUGAAUGUAGAGGCGGCACAAAGAGAAAUGACGGAUCGCAUGUACACUUUAGUACCCAACGAAAAGGUCGUGGUGCAAACAAAAAUUGCUACACGAUCGCAGCCAUUUGAAAUGCUAUAUUCGCUCAAUUGUCAGAAUUUGUGUGCUGACUUUCAGGAAGAUCUCGAGUUUAAGUUUUCAUGGGGUAUUACUGCUAUGAUUCAACGUUUCACUGGUAAAGUGAGAGAGCGCAAUAAAAAGGGACCGCCAGCUUUGUUAAACAGACCGAAUAGUGUUGGG
Messenger RNA from Rhagoletis pomonella (apple maggot), 2121 nucleotides. Its product is annotated as transmembrane GTPase Marf-like. Gene Ontology annotation, biological process: mitochondrion localization; mitochondrial fusion. The record is from RefSeq and is a predicted model, not a curated record. NCBI's taxonomy places the organism in Eukaryota, Metazoa, Arthropoda, Insecta, Diptera, Tephritidae. Gene Ontology annotation, molecular function: GTP binding; GTPase activity. Gene Ontology annotation, cellular component: mitochondrial outer membrane.